UGGUCGCCAUUAUGCUGCGGAACAGGCCGCAGACGUGAAUUGUUCGGAGUACUGUUCCGUUCAUUGUUUUCGGAUCUUACGUCUUCCCUUUCCCCCCUUUUCCUUUUUCCCUUUCUAGGUCGUGGAGAUGCCGCGCGUCUAUAUCGGCCGCUUAAGCUACCAUGUACGGGAAAAGGAUAUUCAGCGCUUCUUCAGCGGCUACGGCCGCUUGCUCGAGGUCGAUUUAAAAAAUGGGUAUGGGUUUGUGGAAUUCGAGGAUUCCCGCGAUGCGGAGGAUGCCGUUUACGAGCUGAACGGCAAGGACCUGUGCGGGGAGCGGGUGAUUGUGGAGCACGCCCGCGGUCCCCGCCGGGACAGGGACGGCUACAGCUACAGCAGCCGCAGUGGAGGAUAUAGCAGUCGAAGAGCAUCAGGAAGAGAUAAAUAUGGACCACCUGUUCGUACAGAAUACAGAUUAAUUGUUGAAAACCUUUCCAGUCGCUGUAGUUGGCAAGAUUUGAAAGAUUUCAUGAGGCAAGCUGGUGAAGUAACUUAUGCGGAUGCUCACAAAGAGCGCACUAAUGAAGGUGUAAUUGAAUUCCGCUCUUACUCUGACAUGAAACGUGCUCUGGAUAAAUUGGAUGGUACAGAGAUAAAUGGACGAAAAAUCAGGCUUGUUGAAGACAAGCCAAGAUCAAGCCACAGAAGAUCUUACUCUGGCAGUAGAUCAAGGUCACGUUCAAGAAGGAGGUCACGUAGUAGAAGUCGUAGGAGCAGCCGCAGUAGAUCCCGUAGUGCCUCAAAAAGCCGAUCACGUUCUAAAUCUAGGUCUCGAAGCAAAGAUCAUUCACGUUCCAGAUCUAAAGGCAGAAAGUCUAGAUCAAAGAGCAAGUCUAAAGUGAAAUCUGAUAGAGGUUCACAGUCCCGCAGCAGAUCCAAAGAGAAGUCUGAGAAGUCUCGCAGUAGAUCCAGAUCUGUGUCUCGAUCACCCAAAGAAAAUGGUAAAGGAGAAGAAAAGUCUAAAUCAAGAUCAAGAAGCAGAUCUCGUUCCCAUUCACCUUUGCAGCACCAACCUACAAAAGCUCAUUCAGAGUCCCCACCCAAAAGAGCUGCAUCACGGUCCAGGUCACGAUCACAUUCAAAAUCCCACUCACGUUCAAGAUCCAGUUCACAGGAUUAAGGCUGGAACUUUCUUCCCCCUUCACUUGAUUAUGGAACAUUUGUAUGCCAGGCCAGAAGUCUUUUUAUGUUAGUAUUGGAGAAGCUGGCCCAUUUGGUUGCAGGAUGAAAUGGCCUGAAAACCAAGUAAAUGAGGCAAAGGUUGAAAUGCCUAAAACUUUCUGAAAGGUUGUGCAGAGGUGGCAGAGAGCAGGAAAAGAAUCUCUUUUUGUAGAAAUUAGGGCAAAUCUUUGAUUUUUUUUUUAAUAGCGUUGCAGCAAAAAUCUGUGGCAUGGAAAAUGCGUUUUUUAAUAAAGUAUGAGUACAGAAGGUUUUUGGAAAACAGUUCUUCCUAAAUAUUUUCAUUAUUUUAAAAAUAGCUUUUAAAGAUACACAAGAGCCUUAUUGAACUGAUUGGAGAUGCCUCUCAAGCCAACACUGAGUUUUAAUUUGAACACUUUGUCUAUGCUGUCCAAUAAUUUGCCAAAAGUUACUUUUCUGCUCCUCACCAUCUUGAAUCAGUAUCAACAACUUAAUAAAAACUGCCCUCUAACCUUGCACAGUGCAGUUCUGCCUAACAAGAGAAAGCUAAUGCAGUGUUAUGUAUUUGAACAAGGCUCCAGCUGCCAUAUAAAUUUGUUUCCCAAGUACUUUAGUUUAUUUUGCUGUCCUUUUGCUACUGCGUAAGAGGUUAAGCAAGUUUCCCUAAAAUUGACAGCAACAUGGGAACUUAAUAUACUGGAGCUGAAGUUCUCAUUUUAAUGGGUUAACUUAAACUAGCCUUUCCCAUGCAAUUUAUACAACUUAAUUAGAACCCAGUCACAGUGUCCUUUGUAUGUUACAAAUCAGUUUAGCAACUAUAGCAGAUAUUAGCCCAGCCUUGUAAUCUUUAUACAAUGUGUAGUUUGACUUGUAUAAAAUUAAAUCAGUGACUCCACA
Molecule: messenger RNA, 2076 nt
Organism: Varanus komodoensis (Komodo dragon)
Lineage: Eukaryota; Metazoa; Chordata; Lepidosauria; Squamata; Varanidae
Gene: SRSF6
Product: serine and arginine rich splicing factor 6
Exons: 6
Coding region: 128-1159 (343 amino acids)
Biological process (GO): alternative mRNA splicing, via spliceosome; mRNA splice site recognition
Cellular component (GO): nucleus; ribonucleoprotein complex; cytoplasm
Molecular function (GO): mRNA binding
Source: RefSeq, a predicted model, not a curated record